Podarcis lilfordi (Lilford's wall lizard) is the source of this 6381-nucleotide messenger RNA. Lineage: Eukaryota; Metazoa; Chordata; Lepidosauria; Squamata; Lacertidae. The record is from the annotation of a GenBank genome assembly.
GAAGGUUGCUCCUUCCUCCUCCCGGCCGGACCAACUAACAACUUCACAGGUGUGUUAGGGGAGGAAGAUUUUUUUAAAAAAAAAUAGUGUCACAAGAAGGCGAGACAGAGAAGAUCCUAUUUAUUUGAUAUUAUGUUUGGCUGCCGGGCAGUUAAACGAAUCCCUGAGUCCUGACAGGGGAAGAAAAUUGGAAAGGUAAUAAGGGAUGGUGACAGAAGCAGGUGAGCUUGUACCUGUUUGUGUCAUGGAACUGAAGGGGUUCCAUCCCCCCAUGAGAAAAGAAUGAGGAUGUAUGAGCAUGAAGUAUAUCUAUUUAUUGCUACUGAGCCCAAUUCAAGGUGUUCUAAUUGGUGUAUAAAGCCCUCAAUAGCUUAUUAGGAGCAGUUGACGUCUGAGCUCACCUGACCCCAAAUAUGCCCACUUAGCUGCUUCCAUCUGUGGAACAGGCACUGCCACAGGUGCCACAGAAAUAUUCACCCUGCAUUUAUAAUAAUUAGAUAUUUUAGUGUGGUAGCACCUAUACUUUGGAACUCUCUGCUGGUUUGAUAUCAAGCAAGUACUUCCAUUGUGCUCUUUUCGGCGCUUGCUAAGGACUUUUCCCUCAGGCAAGGCUACCCAGAUUGGUGAGAUUUUUAUAUGUGUUUUUAGUUUACAGGCAGAUUUUAAUUCUUUAAGAAAUGUUUUCAGUAGUUGUUUUUACCAAAAAUUGUAUCGUUUUAUUCUGUUUUGGGGUGUGUUUUUUUUGUUUUUUUACAAUGAAGCAAUGUAUAAAUUUUAUGAAAUAAGACAAAUACGUAUAUACACCCACCCAUUCAAAGGUAUUGCUCACCCUCUCGCAGCAAAGGCACCUGAGACAGUUUGCAAUAAAAUCCAGUCUAAAAUGUAUAUUGUGAAAUCAAGUCAUCAUUUGCUUACUGUUGCCCAUAACCUCCAGUUCAGUGCCGGAUUUACGUAUAAACUAAACAAGCUAUAGCUUAGGGCCCCACUCUCUUGGGGCCCCCCCAAAAAAUUAAAGGAAAAACAACAACUGGAUGUACAUUUCUAAAAUAUAAGAGAAAAAGCAAAUGAAAUAAAAUCUACAUACAGCAACAAUGUUUUGUGUUGUGUAAGCUCCUAUUUGUUAUGUGCAAAUGGCUUUAGAUACCUAUUAGGUCCAUCAAUUACCAUAUAGCAUAUAAGGUAAAGGUAAAGGGACCCCUGACCAUUAGGUCCAGUCGUGACCGACUCUGGGGUUGCGGCGCUUAUCUCGCUUUAUUGGCCGAGGGAGCCAGCGUACAGCUUCCGAGUCAUGUGGCCAGCAUGACUAAGCCGCUUCUGGCGAACCAGAGCAGUGCACGGAAACGCCGUUUUACCUUCCCGCCGGAGCGGUACCUAUUUAUCUACUUGCACUUUGACGUGCUUUCGAACUGCUAAGUGGGCAGGAGCAGGGACCGAGCAACAGGAGCUCACCCUGUCGCGGGGAUUCGAACCGCCGACCUUCUGAUCGGCAAGUCCUAGGCUCUGUGGUUUAACCCACAGCGCCACCCGCGUCCCUCAUAUAGCAUAUAUUCAACACAAAAAACAGUGACAAUUUGUUGUUGACAAAGGACAGCUGGGCAUAUAAAGGGCCCCAUUACCUUCAGUAGCUUAGGGCCUCAUGAAACCUAAAUCCGGCUCUGCUCCAGUUCUUCCUUUGCCUGGAGUUUGGCCAAUGGGACCUGCUGCUUGUUCUUCCAGAGGCUGUGAUCUGUCUGAGCUGCGGCUGCUGGUGGCAAUGGAGCAGUAUGUGCUGCUGGAUCCCCGGCAGAAGGCCUUGUACCACGACGUCAUGCAGGAGAGCUACGAGACGCUGAUGGCACUUGGUAGGUUGAUGUUGGCUGCCUCCUCCUCUCCUCUGCCCAUAAACUUUUACAGGGGGAAGCCAGUGACGUGAAGCAGAAAACCUCCAAAACGUGUGUUUUUUCCUUCUGCGGAAAGUCUUCUGUUUCAUAAGUUCAAUCGUGAAAACUAAUUACAAAUGCAAUAUUAGGCAAUUGUCAAACUGCUCAGCUUUGUUUACUAAAUACAAAUAAAAUGUGCAUGCUAAUCGGGAUCACUCUCUAGGGCUUUGGAACGUUUUCCGAUGCAAGCUGAAAAUGGUUCUGAUGGAAAUUAGCCUUAUGCAGAUAACCCUAAUUUGCAUAGGAAAAUUCCCCAGGUUAUUUUCAAAUUCAGAUUUUCCCCCAAAAACCCAGAUUACAGGGGUGGGGUGGGGGUUCAGGGGGUUGGCCCACAUCUUCACAGAGUCUGUUGCUAAGGGAGUGGUGCCCUCUCUGCAUGCCAUCUGGGGAGAUGAACUCCAUUUUGUAUACGGGAAUGUUCAUAUUUAUAUCGGGGUGGCGGCAGGAGUGAGAAGAGAUGUGCCGAAACGUUUAUGAUUUUGUUGCUUGGUGUAAUUGCUGCUGUCAGCUUAAAAGUAAGAAGUGCUAAAUUGGCACAGAAAUGAUUUCUGUUUGUGUGCCAGCUUUCAAGUUACACAGACUCAUUCACUGGAGAAUUUCCAGUUCUUUGCAACUGUGAGAGCCCAGGCUUUUUUUAAAAGAAAAGGAAAAGAGAUGAGACUUUCAGGAAUUCUGAGCUUGCAUAGUGAACACACAAAUAUGGCAUGAGAAUAAACAGGUUCAAAGUUCAGUUCCCUGACCACUGAGUAAACAGAGAGGGUUUCCACAGUUCAGAUCGAUAUUCUGCUUUCAGUAUCGACACUGAGCUCACAAUCUUUAUAUAUAAAAAAUAAUUAUUGGUCUCCUUGCUCCUUGCCCAAACAUUCUUAGUUUCAGAAGCCAAAUAUUGGGGUGGGUGGUGGGUUUGUUGCUGCUGUUAAAACAUGGGGAGUCAACAACGCUUACUGAUCUAUUUCAAAUCACCCAUAGAUUUAGCAGGAGAUCCUGCCCACAUUGGCCUAAAAAUAGUUGAGAUAUGGGUGGCGGUGGUUGAUUUAUAAGCUGAACUAAAGCUGCAUUCCCUCCUCUUCCCCCCACCUCAAUCUUUUCAACUGAGAAGAAUUUCCACUGUCCAAGCCUGACUUGCUGUCCCGAUUGGAACAAGGAGAUGAGGCGACAACCUUUGACCUGCAGGACCCGAGUGUCAUCCUUCCAGGUGAGUCAUGGGCUUUCCUAAAAUUCUUUGCUGCAGAUAUUCAGAAUAAGCCCUGCCAGUCCUGCCUUCCACGCACUGGGGAUGAAUCCCACAGGGAGCUUAAAGGCAGAGAGCCGGACUCCAUAUGUUUGGUCCAGUGCAUAGACAGCAGCUGGCUGGCUGGCAGAGGACAUGAGAGUGGGGUGCACAGGCAGUCAAGGGGUGGGGGCAGAAAAGGAGAAGUGAUAUUAGAAGCUGAACAUAGUUCCUGAAUACACUAAGGUCCAGCUGCGAGGGCCUUCUGGUGGUUCUCUCACUCCGAGAAGUGAGGUUACAGGGAACCAGGCAGAGGACCUUAUCGGUGGUGGCGCCCACCCUGUGGAACACCGCAUCAAACCUAUAUUCAGGCCUAUUUGUGUAACUGGCUCCUCCUUUUUCCUCUUCCUGUCUCUCCAGCCAUCGGUGGCAACAUGGAGGAAGAGAAUCUUCCUGCACAGAAGGACCCCAAAGAGGUGGAGCCGGCAGCAGAAGACUCCGAGAGUCCCAGGGGUGUUGAUCUGAGCAGUAGCAUCCUGGCUGAGACCCCCCUGCCGCCCGCUCCGCCUUCAUCCCCGCCCCCUCCUCCUGCCGCCCUCCACAACCCCAACAACUGCCUCCAGUGUGGCAAAACCUUCAGCCACAAGUCCGCCUUGGUGAAACACCAGAAGAUCCACACGGGAGAGAAGCCCUAUGAGUGCGAGGAGUGCGGGAAGGGCUUCAUCCAGCGCUCUGACCUGACGAUCCACCAGAGAACCCACACAGGGGAGCGGCCGUACCACUGCCCCGACUGCGGGAAGAGCUUCAGCGUCAGCUCCACGCUGCUGACCCACCAGCGGACCCACGCGCCGGGGGGAGAGAAGCCCAACCGCUGCCCCGAGUGCGGGAAGUGCUUCAGCGAGCCGGCGGCCCUGGAGCGGCACCGCAAGAGCCACGCCGGAGAGAAGCCCCACGAGUGCGCCGACUGCGGGAAGAGCUUCGCCUGGAGCUCCCACCUGGAGAGGCACCGGCGGAUCCACACCGGCGAGAAGCCCUACAAGUGUCCCGAGUGCGGGCGGGCGUUCGCCUGGAGCUCGCACCUGGAUCGCCACAGGCGAACGCACGCCGGGGCGGCUCUGCCCGAGGAGGCGCCGCCCUCAAAAUGCGCGGAUUGCGGCAAGCGGGUCAACCACAUCACUCAGCCUCAGCGCUUCAAGCACAAAGCCACCCAGACCCCUCUGGAGCACGAGGAUGCAGAGGCGGCGGAGGAACAGGAGGCUGAGGCCGAGGCGCGGCCCUAUCCGUGCGCCGUCUGUGGGAAACGCUUCAGCCAGAGCUCCAAUCUGCUCAAACACCAGCGUGUCCACACAGGGGAAAAGCCCUACCAGUGCCCGGAAUGUGGGCGGCGGUUUAGCUGGUGUUCCGCCCUCCUCAAGCACCAACGCGCCCACAGCAACAGCAGGCCGCACUCCUGCCCAGAGUGCGCCCGCAGCUUCCGGGACCCUGCCUCUCUGGCCAAACACCAGCUCAGCCACACUGGCGGGAAACCUCACCAGUGUCCCGACUGCGACAAAAGCUUCGGGUGGAGCUCGCACUUGGAGCGGCACCGGCGUAUCCACACUGGGGAGAAGCCCUACGAGUGCGGGGACUGCGGCCGGGGGUUCACGGUGGGCUCCCACUUGGAGAGGCACCGGCGCAUCCACACCGGGGCCCGGCCCCACGGCUGCGGGGAGUGCGGCAAGACCUUUGCCGUCGGUGCCACACUGGCCACCCACCGGCGCCUCCACGACGCCAAGUCCAAGCCUCACCGCUGCCCCGAAUGCCGGAAAGGGUUCAGCAGCGCGGCGGUGCUUGAACGUCACCGCCGGUUGCACCGCGGAGAGAAGCCCUACCAGUGCGAUGUCUGCGGCAAGGGCUUUGCUUGGAGCUCGCACUUCGACCGCCACCGGCUCUCGCACACCGGAGAGAAGCCCUUUCCGUGCGCCUACUGCGGGAAGUGCUUCGGCCGCAGCUCCCACCGUAACCGGCACCAGCGUGCUCACGUGGUCUCCGAAGACCAAUGCCCGCCGCAGAGCAACCAAGACGAUGCAUCUCUGGCAAUGGCCGUGCCCGAAUGGUGGGAAGGGGACGGCGAAAGGAGGGUCCCGCUGGAGCAGCAGGAAGUCUGGUCGUCUCCACUAGAUCCCGUUGGCCCUUUCCCGUGGGUGGCCAAAUCUGCUGGUGAUGCAUGGAGGACCAUAGGGGGAAACGGUUUGGGGCAAGAGGCCGAGAGUUUGACAGCCCCUGCCAGAAGCUGGACUCAGCCAGUUGCUCACAUGCCCACUACUAACCCCCCUUGAUCGAUGCUGUGCAAAUCUCAUUCCCAUUUGCUUCCCCUUCUGCUGUUCACACACAGAAACACUUAAACACUUCCCCCUUACCCAGUAAACCAACUGUAGCUGGCUUGAAAGACAGGUCCGUAUCUGCCUUGCCUCCUCACAACUCCAUGGGCCAAAUUCGACGGGUGAGCAGGGCCCACAUCACGGGAUGCUGUGCUUUGAAGGCCCAGCACUCAGUUGAUUGUUGGCACGUCAAAGCACCACACAGAGCUCUGCAAGGGACCCUGUGCUGUGCUUUGAGGUACUGCCAACCAAAUGAUCUUUGCGGCUUCGGAAGCCGUUUGUGGCCCUACCCAACUGUCUUUUUAUGUGCCUGCAUGUGAUGUCAUAUAUGACACCUGGUGAUUGGCAGGUGGGUGUGGCUUGGCUAAAGUCCCUUACCCCUAGUUAAAGAGCUGAAGUUGGGCUGAGAGCCAAAGUUGCGUGACACGAGGAAGGAAGUGGGACCCACUGAAUUGUUCGUAUUGCAAGUUCAGGUUCUGGUUGCCAAGGGGGUCUCAUUGGACUCAGCUGUGUCACAGAGUGUGGCAGAGGCUGGAAACAUGUCAUGUCCAACUUUCAGAACGACCCUCUCCCUCCACAGAUGAAACCACUGGCACCCUAGAAUGAAGAAGAUCCAAGAGGACACAAGCAAAGAAAAAAUAGGAGUACAGUGGUCCCUUGGUUCUCAAACUUAAUCCAUUCUGGAAAUCCGUUCCAAAACUAAAGCUUUCCAAAACCAAGGUGCACUUUCCCAUAGAAAUGCAAAAUGGAUUAAUCCAUUCCAGACUUUUAAAAACAACCCCUAAAACAGCAGUUUAACAUGAAUUUUACUCUCUAACGAGACCAUUGAUCCAUAAAAUGAAAGCAAUAAUCAAUGUACUGUAUUAUAAAAUAAAUAAGUGUUGCAGAUGAU